ACUCCCACUCCAUUAAUUAUCGUAAUCUUCUUCCAUUAUUCCAUAUGAGUGAGCAUAUUGUGGUUUUGGCGCCUGACUCUGCUCUCUUCUUCACCUGCCCCUGCUUCACUACUUACCGAAUCCUCAAACAACAUCGACGACGUGGACGUGCAUGCUUUAUAUAUUCUCUUGGGUUUUAACGUUAGAUUAUUGUGUCCAACAUGGCCGAGGCCCCGACGACUUUGUCCAACGCAACCGUGUCGGGAGGUGCCGCCGCCGGCGACGUCGGAGACGAUGGAUAUUUCAACUCGAGCUUGGUCGUCGUCCUCGCCGCGCUUCUGUGCACUCUGAUGAUCGUGCUGGGGCUGAACUCCAUGGUGCGGUUCGCGAUCCGCUGCGGCCGGCGGCGGUUUUCGUCGGGGAGGAGCAGUAGCAGACCCAGUUCCGCGGCCGGCGCUGCGGCACCGGCCGGGAACAAGAAGCAGGCGCUCGGGCGGAUCCCGGUGGUCGUGUACGGGCCGGGGGCCACAGCCGGAGGGUUUGCAGCCACCGACUGUCCCAUUUGCCUUGGGGAGUUCGCCAAGGGGGAGGAGGUCCGCGUGCUGCCGGACUGCGGCCAUGGGUUCCACGUCGGGUGCAUCGACCAGUGGCUGGGGUUGCAGUCGUCGUGCCCGACGUGCCGGCGCCUGGUGGCGUGGUCGGCGGAGGAGGCCGCCGGAGGUGCGGUGGCCGUCGGCGAUGGUACUUCUGUCGUCGUCGAGGUGAGGUGAUCGCUGGCCUUGCGUGGUUGUCUGCUCAGUUUGGUCAAACAAAGACGGACGGCUAAUUGUGUUCAAUUCUCGUCGGUGAUCCUCCUCCACCACAAUCGGGAGUUGGGCUCGUAGUAGCAGAAAGAAACUUUAUUUGGCUCAAAAUCAUGAUUUGUACUAAGACGAAAGUUCAUUCUGCCACUUGAUUUUCUGCCAAAAAAUGUUUAAAAGAUUAAUCCACGUAUAAAUUUGU
Zingiber officinale is the source of this 981-nucleotide messenger RNA. RefSeq names its product RING-H2 finger protein ATL74-like. Gene Ontology annotation, biological process: protein ubiquitination. Bases 201 to 749 code for a protein of 182 amino acids. The record is from RefSeq and is a predicted model, not a curated record. The transcript has a single exon. Lineage: Eukaryota; Viridiplantae; Streptophyta; Magnoliopsida; Zingiberales; Zingiberaceae. Gene Ontology annotation, molecular function: transferase activity.